This is a messenger RNA of Musa acuminata subsp. malaccensis (wild Malaysian banana), 736 nucleotides long. Its product is annotated as histidine-containing phosphotransfer protein 1-like. The record is from RefSeq and is a predicted model, not a curated record. Gene Ontology annotation, biological process: phosphorelay signal transduction system; cytokinin-activated signaling pathway; phosphorylation. Gene Ontology annotation, molecular function: histidine phosphotransfer kinase activity; protein histidine kinase binding. Gene Ontology annotation, cellular component: cytoplasm; nucleus. NCBI's taxonomy places the organism in Eukaryota, Viridiplantae, Streptophyta, Magnoliopsida, Zingiberales, Musaceae.
UCCCUCCCCCCAUUUCCCAUUUCUCGCUCUGUUUCCGGCGCUUCGACUCCUCUCAUCUCUCGCUCUCCCUUUCAUGGUCGGAGGUAUUCUCGUGUUCUCCACCGUCGUUCUUGGGGUCAAAGUUCGUUCCCGCGGUCGCCGGACUCUUUGCAGGAGGUGAAGAAGCUCCCCCUCCCUGGAAGAAGCCUGGUCCCUGCUGCAUAGCUGAGGAGACAUGGAGUCGGAUAGAUUGCAAAAGCUAUACAUUGACUUCGCAUCAGUAGUCUUCCGUGAGGGGUUUCUGGACAAUCAGUACACACAGUUGCAGCAGCUGCAGGAUGAGAGCGAACCUAAGUUUGUUCUUCAGGUCGGGACUCUUUUCCUUGAAGACUCUGGGAAGCUCAUCAAUGGACUACGCUCUAUCCUAGAUCAGCAGGACGUGGACUUCGAGAAAUUGGAUGCCUGUGUCCGCAAGUUGAUGGGCAGCAGUGCCAGCAUAGGUGCUAGAAGAGUCAAAAAUGUGUGCAUGGCCUUUCACAACAGCUGUAAGAAGGGGAGCAAAGAAGGUUGCCUCAAAUGUCUACAGCAAGUGGCGCAGGAGUAUCUCCUGGUGAAGCGCAAGCUGGAAACUCUGUUCAAGCUGGAGACGCAGAUUCUGGCUGCUGGUGGAUCAGUCCCUUUGUUGUCGCAGUAGCAACAGUAGUACGUGCCAAAGCAGUUAUUCAUGCUGUUUGCUGCUUGUCAUUGCUUUAGCAGC